Molecule: messenger RNA, 3567 nt
Organism: Penicillium brevicompactum
Lineage: Eukaryota; Fungi; Ascomycota; Eurotiomycetes; Eurotiales; Aspergillaceae
Exons: 2
Coding region: 1-3567 (1188 amino acids)
Source: RefSeq, a predicted model, not a curated record
AUGGGUUCUCACCCACUACUACAACCCCUGCGACCACGCAGAAAUCCAAAGCUACAAUGCGCGCCGCUGGAUCUACAAAUGAGCCUAAAGCGGCGAUUGUCUAAAGCACGCCAUGAGCUGAUGACAGUGCGCGGGAGCGCCUCAAGUCCGAUCGUCGAGAACGAUCCCCAAGAACUCAUCAUGUCAGGGCAGAUCGCAGAACUUGACGGGCAAUCGGUUCCAUCUCUAGAACCCUGCAUGCCACCCGGCACUAAGGAAUCUAAAGAAAGCCACUGCCAAUCACAAGAACAAGACCACAAAGAAGAGGAGGUGCCACUCGGGGAGAUCGGGGACAGUUGCUGUGCCUCCCCGGAAUCAAGUAUCAUUGACCUGGAUGCGCUCGACUUCAGCGAUUCUGAAAUUUCCUCAUUGUCAACCCGAAAUUCUCUAAGAUCAGCAUCCCGUCUAGCCCGUUUCUUUCCAGAGCUUUCAUCGCACUUCUCCGUUGUCUCCCCGGUCGGCGCAGAUCGAAAUAUGGAGCAGUUGGGCCCAUCGCUCUUCGAGCGCGAGCUGGAGGAACGUGUGCUGAUCCUGUAUCGCUACUCCGCCGAUGUGGAUCCUGAGCAUCAGCAGUCGAUAUCUCAAUCGUUGGGAUCGGAUGGGUAUGACGGUGGUUCUUCGUGCUAUAGCCGUCGCACUUCCAUCACCACUCUGGGAACGGAAUUCUGGGGCGACGAUGGUAGAUACCCGCACAAAUCUCCCGAUGCAUAUUCGAUCCAUUCGCCGGUGGUCGCGGGUGUCUUUGAUGAUAUCGCUCUCUCCCGACGCUCCUCCACCGUUCCGCCGUAUACCCUGCACAUGUCCUCGCAUGAAGGACCCGCUAAGCAGGUGUCCAUGACCGACCUGAAGAACAAACCCCUACCCCUCGAGCCAGCGCAAAGUGAUGACUUGGCGAGUCAUCGCUGGAGUGACUCCUCUCGCUCAUCAGGGUCGCCGCCUCUCCGGCCCCAUGUGCCAACAUCCCAGAGAGACCUCGUGGUUUCGCCGCUGCACCCUACAUCCCCGGUCGGCCGUAAGGAAUGGAAGUCAACAAAUGUCCACAAGGUGAGAACGCACCGCCAAACUGGACAUGUGUGGUUUGGCUCCGAAUAUAAUGAGAUCCCGUCACAUUAUCGCAGGGGUCCGCAGGGGGAGAACGAGCUGCAAGUCCAUAGCCCAGGCCCUGGCCUCACCCCAACAUUGUCACAGGCAACGAAAGACCUCGAGGGAACGCUUGCGGGCCUAAGUAAAGAUCAGUCGCACAAGAGCCCUUUGGAGGGACCAGCCCAGGUCAGUCGCGGCAAGGGAGACUGGAUCUCGACCCGCCAGGCGCCUCUCCCGCCGCAGGGCCGGCCCGAUAUCCAUCUCACGCCCAAGAAGCCGAAAGAACCGAGCGGUCGCUCAAAGUCAAGACCCAGUCCAACCAAGGGAUCAAAUCGUAGAGAUCACUCAGACUUGGAAAGAACGCCCAGGGCAACAGAGACAAGGGAAGAAAGAUCCCAUUCUAGCCCCAGCCGAAGCAGCGCCAAUGACGACAAGAAAGACAAGAAGAAGAAAUCUUUUCUGGCGCCAUUUCGUAAACAAAGCCAAGGCCGCAUUAGCGCCCGGUCGGAAUCGCAACCCCACAUGACAAACACGCAGGUUUCAGACCAACUCCAAUUACCCCGUCUGCAAACGGAGGACCUGGCAACCGCCGCACUGCUCGAGCGUGUCGUGGAACACUUUCUGUCCGGUAGCCCCGGCGGCCCGAAGCCUGCGGGUCAAUCCGACGCGCACAAAGCCGAGGUGCGGAACAAGAUGCGCCAGAGCUGGGCGCUGGUCUCCACUGCGCAGGCUAGCAGCCUGAAGAUGACAGAUCAAAUUCAUGAAUUGCCUGCAGAACCACAUUGUCCAUCGCCGGUGAUAUCGCGAUCGGAAAUUCCCAGUCAUGCGGGCGCGCCCGGCCUACCACCGGAUAUGCCGCUGGAUUUGAUCCUGUCGACUAUGGAGAAGAUUGACUCGCUCGAUGACCUGUUUAAUUUCGCGCUCGUCAACCGAAAGACUUAUCGCGCGUUCAAAUGUCGUGAAUUGCCACUCAUUAAGAAUGCUCUGUUCAAAAUGUCUCCGCCGGCAUGGGAACUGCGGGAGAUGAGUCCCCCGUGGGAAAUGGAGUGGCAGCCACUUAUCGAUCCGGAUUCGCAGGUGCCUGAAUACACGCCCACAUUAUAUCUGCAGAGAUACGCGCAAGAUAUCUAUACGCUGGCGAAACUCAAGGCCCUUGUUCUUGCGCGCUGUUCCCCUUUUCUUCGCCACGAGACGGUCCGCGGUCUGGCAGGUGUCGAUGACCAGCGCGCCGAAGAAGUCGACGAUGCAUUCUGGCGUAUUUGGACUUUUUGCCGUAUCUUUGGCAGUGGGAAAAGUCGUGAAAAUGAUCUCGCAGGCCAGAUGGAUUGGCUUAGAGGGGGAUGCGAGGCAAAGAAGUACUCUACCUCGUCUUCCACCAUGACCCAACCAUUCGGCAUUAACAAUGUGCUCUUUGAGCCACCUACGGGUUUCGGUCGUGGAAAUCUCUCCGGUCUCUCGCAAAGACAAAUGUACGACAUGACCGAGAUCUGGACGUGCAUGGGUGUUUUGCUGCAGCCCAUGCACGGCAAAUGUAUAGAAGCCCGCAAGGUCGGAAUUUUCGAUAACAUGGAUGUCCCAGAUAACGACAAAGUGCGCGAAGAAGUCGUUCUUGAGGAAUGGACCUCUUACAUCUUGACGCUAGGUCUUGGCGCGGUACUGGCACUCAGCUCUGUCUGCCAGUCGGACACCACAUUUGCCAAGUUCUCCGUAGCCCAGUCAAUAGGGCUGACAAAAUGGGAAACGCUCGAGACAGAAACUAGUCGGUCAUCAUUUCUUAAGGAGGCGAUCUCUCGCGCCUACGAAAUCCAGGAACGCGACUCCAGUCCCGCGAAGCCCCCAACUUCUCACUACUUGAGUCCUGCGCGCCAGAGUCGAGAACGACAAACCGCCUUUGCGAAAGAACUCCGCAAUCGCCGUGCCCGUGGCCUCGAAGAACCAGAAGGUAGAUUUUCAUUCUCCACUGAGCGACCGAUGUCCAAAUACAGCGCCAUCCUCCGGAACUUGGAUGGGACGGAUGAGCCAGUACCCCCUGUUCCAACAUUGGUGCUUGGCCAUUCUUCGGAAUCCGUUGAGAUUCCAGAGCCACAAACGCCUGUCGAGUCAUCUACGGAGCCCAGCUUUGCGUGUUCGCGAACGCCGCCUCCGCACAUCCCUCUACCGGCUUCUUUGCCUGUUCGCAUCCCACCUCCUCGUCCCCAGGUUCUUGAUCCAGUUGAUCGAGCUAUUGAUAUGAUUGUCAAUGACCUGGGUUUCGCUACCGAAGAUGCGAAGUGGGCAUUGAAAAUAACGGAUACCGGUGAAGGCAUCGAUGCCGAUGCCGCUGUACAGCUACUGAAGAAGCAGAAAAAGAAAAACGAGCGCAAUCCGUUCGGUAAGAGGGAUAGUCUACUGUCGUCUGUUAUAAAGCGACAGAAAUCCCAUGAUUCCGGGUGGCGGUGGGCUUGA